UUAUUUUAAAACAUGGUCUUUAAAGGGUUAAAAUGUUCAUUCAUUUCUGUCUGCUAAGAAAAAACUUCUUAGAGGAAAUAAAAUUUUAUAUCUGAAUAGAUUUUAUCGAAAAGCAUCGGAGAUGAGAUAGUGAUGUCAGCUUAAGUCACGUGGUUCCGAAAAAAAAGAAGGAAAAUAAAAACAAUAAUAUUCUAAAGUUCAGAGAUAAAAUCGUUUAUUUCGUUCGGGUAUAGGUUGACAAUUCACUUUUCAUUUAACUUUUAUCGUCACACUACUCAAUAAUUUUUAUUAUGACUUAUUUUCAAAAAAAAUCAUUUGUGUUUACGUGGAUAAUUGAAAACUUUUCGUUUAAUACCUGUGACGUCAACGAGGUACUUCGAAGUCCAGAUUUCCAUUUCGGGGAAAGCAGUUGGUAUCUUUGUCUGAAGCCAAGAGGAGAAUGUAAAGACAAAAUUGAAUUUAUAUCGUGUUUUUUAGUAUUGUGGUCUCCAGUAACAUGUUCAUUCCCGUUUCAGUUCGAACUCGAAAUAACCGGAGCAAGUGGUGAAAAGCUAAAAACUUUAGAAGGAAACUACGAAUUGUUCCAUAAGGUUUCUAAAUGGGGAAGUUCAGAAUUCCUCGAAAUCGAAAAAGUUAAGAAAGAUGCUGAAUAUGGCUUUGAAGAUAUUCUAAAAGUCUGUUGUUACUUACAUACAGAAAGUUCCGGAGAAAGUAUUAUAACGCAGUGCAUUGCUAAAACGAAAAUAGAUGUAGAUCGAAUAGCUUUUGAAAUGAACAAUGUUACUAUGUCUAGUGUUCUAGAUUUAUUUAAGGAGACUACCCUUCAUGGAGGUAAUAUUUUCCAAGUGGCCAUUCAUACAAAGAAAAGUCCCAAUAAAAUUCAAGUAAUUAAAGUAGGCUCCAAUUGCCUAAAACGCCAAGCUGUUAAAUGUAAGGUAGGCAUGAGUUGCGAUGAUGAAAUCUGGACCGAAAAAGCCUCCCAUCUCUUUCAAUCAAAAAAACUUCCAGAAAUAUGGUCAUUUUGCGCAGAUGGAAUUUUUGGUGCGUUUUCACGACUCAGAAAAAAGACGGUAGAUUUUUUCUGGGAGUUAUCGUGCUCUUAUGGAACAAACAUCAGUUACAUUUCAUUCGAUCGGUCUGAAUCUUCGGCAUCUUGCAGCCUAACUACAAUUUACCCUACUUCACGCAAAGACAUGUUAUGUAUGUUCUCGAACAAGAAAUACAGUGAUGUUAAACUGCGAGUGGAUAGCGAUAUUAUCGAUGCUCAUAAAAACAUUUUGUCGGCCCGUUCACCGGUAUUUUCCAGUAUGUUCGACAAAAUGGAAACUCACACGACCAUUCUUGACAUAGUUGAUAUUGAUUUUGCAACAUUAAACUUACUUUUAGAGUUCAUAUAUACUGAUUCAGUGAGUCCGAUUAAUUACCGGGGAGCUAUAGAUCUGCUUAUAGCUUCUGAAAAAUAUCAAGUUUUACCUUUAAAAGCAUCGUGUGCUUUGUUUUUAAAGUCUAAACUAUCAAUCGGAAAUGUUCUCGAAGUACUGAGUGCAGCUAGUACAGCAUGUCAAGAACGUUUAAAAUCAGAUGCUAUGGAUUUCAUCUCCGCUAAUUCCAGCAGCGUUUUAGGAUCAAGCGAAUGGUGUUUGUGGACGAAGAACAAAGAUAAUUCUAAAUUAGGAAUGGAGAUUAUGUACAAACUAAAUAAAAAUGUAUCAUUCUUCCAAACUAUUGUAUCAGAUCAAGUACUGGCAAAGAAAGAUGGAAAUGUAAGAAUUAUUAAUUCAACACAAGGUGAUAUGCACGUAUUUAAUGUUGUGUUGCUCGGAGAAUAUGCUCCAGGCUUAACUAGCUUAGCAUCAAGAUUUGUAAUUGGGCAGUAUAUUGGAGACAGACGUCAAACUUGCGGCGUUGAAUUCCUGAAUACAAUGGUCAUGUUGGAAGGCGUUUUUAUAGACCUUCACAUAUCGGAUGUUUGCAGCGCAGCGAGAUUUCAUACCAUGGCACAUUCUUACAUUAUUAAAGCUGAAGCUGCAAUCAUUGUGUAUAAUAUAACUGAUGUUGAUAGCUUUAACAGUGCUAAAACUUGGGUUAAAGAGAUACAGCGUAGUAAAAAUACUAAUAUCGUAAUUGCAUUAGCUGGAAAUUGUGCAGACUUAGCUGAGAAAAGAAAAAUUAAACGUGAAGAAGCAGAAGCAUACGCCGAUGAAAAUGGACUGAUUUUUAUGGAAACUUCAGCGAAGGAAAAUAUAAACGUAGAUGCCAUAUUUCUUGCAGUUGCAAGUGCUCAUUUGGCUAAGCUAUCAACUGCUGCAGAUGAAAAUAAUUCAUUAGAUACUGCUGUUGCCGAACACAAUACGUUAUCCACUCCUGCUGCUUCACCUGUGCAUGGAAAUCAAAAUGUUUUGAGUGCUGCUAAUGCUACUGUAGAUGUGCCUGACACCUCUUUACGGCCAGGAAAUCAGAAUAUUGCUGUAUUAGGUGUGGCAUCACCUAAAUAUAAAUCUGAAACUGGUAGUUGUCAUUCACCUGCCUCUUCACCUAAUGCAGACCUUAAAGAAGAGAACCAAGUUGAGAACGAGAUUGGCAAAUGUCUGUCUUGAAAAAGAAAACAGCAAUUCUUUCCUUCGACGUGCUGCAAGGUUUACAAGAACAAGAAAACAAGCAAUUGCGAUCAGUAGUUUUUAAUAUUUUUGUCUGCUUCAAAGAUUACAUUUGAUAACUUGUAAAACUGAGGAACUUAUAAACUGAGAAAACUGUGGUUACAUAAACGAAAUUAUCGAAUCUGACAAGACUGUAGUACCCAGUAAUGUCUAAAUUAGUGGAACUGGUUCAACUGUGGCAGCAUAAAUUGAGUUUACGGAAUUUUUAAAUUGCAGAUUUGGAUUCGAAAGUUUACUUGAUGUACGUUCUAGAAUUCUCAUGUCGUCAACUUGUCAUUUAUGUAGAAACAGAUGACAAAAUUGUGGCAGCAUAAAUGAAAAAAAUUUUCAGUUGCAGAUUUGGAUCCGAAAGUUUACAAGAAGUACUUUCUAGAAAAUUCUUCUGUCGUAAACUCAUGGGAUCAACUUACCUUGUUAUUUAUGUAGAAACAGAGGACCCAACUGUGGCAGCAUAAACUGAUUUUAAAUGCAAAUCAAAGCAUUUGAAAACCAUUAUUCAAUUUGAUUUAUUUAAUAAAUAUUUAGAAAUA
This is a messenger RNA of Parasteatoda tepidariorum (common house spider), 3187 nucleotides long. RefSeq lists its product as uncharacterized. The record is from RefSeq and is a predicted model, not a curated record. Gene Ontology annotation, molecular function: GTPase activity; protein binding; GTP binding. NCBI's taxonomy places the organism in Eukaryota, Metazoa, Arthropoda, Arachnida, Araneae, Theridiidae.